AAAAGCUCGGGUCCACAAAAUCUCGGGUCCCACGUUUCCCGUACCCAUAAGAUUUGGACUUAGUCAGCUGCCGAUAAGAGCUGAGGAGGUUAGGUACCUGAUACCUACCUCUUAAGCCGGACCGGACUGAUAACGAUAAGCAGUGGAAAGUUGCCAGCAAUACCAAAUCCGAAAUACGUCAGGUAAAUACCUAUACCAAUCUCUCCAUCCUUUUGUGUUUAUGUACCUCUUAAUUCUAUCGCAAGCGGAACUAAACACCAAAACCUCCCCCCAAAAAACCUCGAGCCAAUCCCAAGCGUGAAAGAUCCCUAUACCAACUCCAUCAAUUAACUAAAAAUGAAGCUCUUCCCCUCCCCCCUCCAAAUCCUCCUCCUCGCCCUAUUCUCCUCCCUCGCGCGCGCCCAAUUCGGUUUCUUCGACCAGAUGUUCGGCGGCGGCGGCGGCGGCGGUGGACAGCAGCAACAGCGCCAGCAGCCGCAGAACGUCCCCAGCGACUCGGCCAUCUACCGCUCCAACUUCGACCGCAUGCACUGCGAUAACUACCUGUGCCCGGAUACUCUAGCUUGCGUCCACUUCCCUCACCACUGUCCUUGCCCAUGGCCUGCCCACGAGGACAAGUUCGAGACCGGCGAGGGCCACCGGAUAUGCGUGUCUAAGGGCGGUUUCAAACCCGGGGAGGCCGCAAGGAAAGUUGAGCUCGCCCGGAAGGGAUUGCUAUAAGUCAAACGGCCGUGCUUUAAUAAAUAUGGUACUUUAUAUAAUCGGUGGAUUGUUUGUUUCUUGGAAUACAACUCGGCGUCGUUCUAGUCCUUUUUAAAUACGAAACCGCAUUAUCUGAGUAGAAUGGUUAAACACUUCAGCACCCCUCUUGGUUAAGUUAUAUCCAAUUUGACUUAGGCGACAGAAUGAAUAAGAAUGAAUGUUGUUUCAUUGA
Molecule: messenger RNA, 934 nt
Organism: Daldinia caldariorum
Lineage: Eukaryota; Fungi; Ascomycota; Sordariomycetes; Xylariales; Hypoxylaceae
Exons: 2
Coding region: 337-720 (127 amino acids)
Source: RefSeq, a predicted model, not a curated record